Molecule: messenger RNA, 1558 nt
Organism: Hevea brasiliensis (rubber tree)
Lineage: Eukaryota; Viridiplantae; Streptophyta; Magnoliopsida; Malpighiales; Euphorbiaceae
Product: putative UPF0481 protein At3g02645
Exons: 1
Coding region: 163-1455 (430 amino acids)
Source: RefSeq, a predicted model, not a curated record
CUUGCAAUUAGGGAAGGAAAUAGAGAGAAUACCAUUGACUUCAUACCUUCAAGUCUAGACUGCCAAGAUAACAGGUUUUACAUUGCCAUCUCUUUUAAUUCCUUCUAGUAUCAUUUUUCCAUUUCAUGUUAUUAGCCAAACUCAAAUCACAUCGACAAUUGGAUGGCAAUUCAAGGAGAAACAAGCAAUGAUACCUCAAUUGUUAUAGAAGAUCUUCAAGCCAGUCUGUUGGUAACCUCUAUGAAGAGCAGGUUGGAAAGUUUGGCUCCUGUAUCCUCAGAGAGAUGUAUUUAUAGAGUUCCCAAGAGACUCCGAGAUGUAAAUGAGAAUGCAUACACACCUCGACUAGUUUCGAUUGGUCCUUUUCACCAUGGCAGGGCUGGCUUAGGUGCCAUGGAAGAGCACAAAUGGAGGCAUUUACAGAAUUUUCUGCGGCAGACAAAGGUAAAGUUGGAUGAUCUGGUAAAUUUUAUAAAAGAAAGGGAGGAAAGAGCAAGAAACUGUUAUGCUGAGACUAUUGAACUUACCAGUAAUGAAUUUGUGCAAAUCAUCACUGUUGAUGCGGCCUUCACUAUUGAUAUUUUGUUGGGUAGAGUUUUUCCUCACUUAACAUCUGCAAUAGAAUGUGUCUAUGAUAGAACAGGUCUCGUGUUCGAUAUAUAUCGCGACAUGCUGUUGAUUGAAAAUCAGCUUCCAUACUUCAUUCUUAGUGAUGUCUUGGACUUUGCCAAGAGCAGAGCAGCUUCUGGUUCACCUGAGUGGCCUUCCAUUCUUCAGUUAACUGGUGCUUAUUUCAAAUCCUUUGGGCAACUAGAUCAUCACUUCAAUACCAUGAAUAGCAAUGAAGUAAGGCAUUUCGUUGAUUUCCUAAUACUUUGUCACCAGCCAUUCAAACAAACGCAACCACCAAAGCAGAGGAGACUAAAGUUCAAAGGGGCAAAAAGCUUAACUGAGCUUCAUGAAGCUGGAGUUAAAUUUAAGGUAGCAUCAAACAAACACUUACUGGACAUACAAUUUACUGAUGGUGUCCUGGAAAUACCAUAUGUAAGGGUGAGUGAGAUGACAGAAGCAUUUUUCAGGAAUCUUAUAGCAUUCGAGCAAUGCCAUUGCAAGAUUUCAUAUGUAAGUGACUAUAUUGUCCUCAUGGACAUCCUUAUAAACACUCCUCAUGAUGUAGAAUUACUUGUCAAAUGUGGGAUUAUGAAAAACAUGCUGGCUAACAACCUGGAAGCAUCAAUGCUUUUCAACAACCUUGCCAAGGAAAUUUUGUUUGAUUCUAAUGUGUUCUAUUAUUCACUUCUCUGCGAAGAUUUGAAUGACUACUGCAAGGUACGUUGGCAUAAGUGGCAGGCAACAUUGAAACACAAUUACUUCAACAAUCCAUGGGCAGUCAUUUCUGUCAUUGCAGCAGUUAUUCUUCUUCUGCUCACUUUCAUACGGCUGUUUGUUCUGUGAUACAGACUUGGUAGUGUAUUAUUUCAGUUGCUUUCAUAUUGGAUUUUCAAAUUGUGUAACUGUCAUUUUUUUUAUAUCAAUGUUUCCCACCAAAGUUAUCCUA